This is a messenger RNA of Anas platyrhynchos (mallard), 2126 nucleotides long. RefSeq names its product ring finger protein 25 (gene RNF25). Gene Ontology annotation, biological process: protein ubiquitination. NCBI's taxonomy places the organism in Eukaryota, Metazoa, Chordata, Aves, Anseriformes, Anatidae. The record is from RefSeq and is a predicted model, not a curated record. Gene Ontology annotation, cellular component: nucleus. Gene Ontology annotation, molecular function: ubiquitin protein ligase activity; protein binding.
CAGGACGCGGUACCCCUCCAUGGCGGCACCGCGCCCGGCAACCGCCGCUUCCCGUUCCGGGCCGGCCCUAAAAUGGCGGCGGCCGGCGAGGAGGAGGAGGAGGAGGGCUGGGCGCUGCCUGCCGAGGUGGAGGUGCUGGAGUCCAUCUACCUGGAGGAGCUGCGGGUGCGGCGGGGCUGUGGCAGGUCGGAGCCCUGGGAGGUGAGCAUCACCCUGCACCCCGCCACAGCACAGGACCAGGACUCGCAGUUCGUGUGCUGCACGCUGCUGCUGGCCGUGCCCCCACAGUAUCCCAACGCGGCUCCGGACAUCGCCAUCAGGAACCCGCGGGGGCUGUCGGAUGAGCAAAUCCAGAAGAUUCUGCAGACCCUCAGGAAUAUUGCUGAAGCCAGGCUGGGGACAGAGGUGCUGUAUGAGCUGAUCGAGAAGGGGAAGGAGAUUCUCACUGACAACAACAUUCCUCACGGCCAGUGUGUGAUCUGCCUCUAUGGAUUCCAGGAGAGGGAAGCCUUCACAAAGACCCAGUGCUACCACUACUUCCACUCCCACUGCCUGGCCCGCUAUGCCCAGCACAUGGAGGAGGAGAUCCUUACGCAGCAGGAAGAGAGAGAGCAGCACCUGGCUCCUUCUCCCAAACAGGACGCCGGCGUGCAGUGCCCUGUCUGCAGGGAAACCCUGGUCUACGACCUCUGUGCCCUGAAGGCAGCGCCGCCCCCGCAGCACACGCUGGAGCCAUACAGGCCGGAUGCCAAGACGCUGCAGCACCAAGAAGAACUGCGCUUAAUUUUCAAGAGGCAGCAAGAGAAAGGGGGCAUCAUCGACCCCGAAGCAGAGAGGAACCGCUACUUCAUCAGCCUCCAGGCGCCUCCAGCUACCGCUGAUCCAGGCCAGGCAGCCGCUGCCUCCGAGCUGGUGAGCGCGAGCGCCGUGGACGCGCCCCAGGCACCCUGCCAAGCCUUGGCCCCAGAGCCAGCCAGGGCAGCGCCUGCGCAGCCUGAAAGGCCUGCGGUGCCCGGGGAGCCCCAGAGCAGGAGGGAAAGGCACAGAGGGGAGAGGCCAGGCCCCAAAGGCCCGGGCAGGCAGACGUGCAGCGGGUCCCAGGAGGCAGCUGAGGAAGCCUGUCAGCAGCUCCACGGCUCCAGAGCACCCAGGGGCUUCAGUCGGAGACCUGAGAGGAGGCCGGGCGGGAGGCACAGCCAGGAGGCUCCGAAACAUCCCAACAGAAGCAGGGCCGCUGCCUUGGCCGAGAGAAAGGAGCUGUGCCCUGAAGACCCCUCACCAGAAACGGAGGCGGCGGAUUUGAAGGAGGAGCGGCGCGAUGCGGAGAGAUGGACCCCGGAGCAGGGUGCUGAGACCCAGGGCGGGGAGAAGGAGAACCUGGCCUUCAGCUGCAGCGACCACCGCUGGCAGGGCCACCACCGGCCCUGGGACUGCGGGAGGUGGGAGAGGUCCAGGGCGCAGGAGCGUGGAUCCUACCCCAGAGCGCCGAGAGGCCGAGGGGCGCUCAGGCCCAGCGGGCGCCGAGAAGCCCAGCUCCUGGAGAAGGAGAGCGGCUCCUAGCAGCUGUGCCGAGGGGCUGGGAUGCGGGGAGAGCAGCAGCAAGGAGGCACCGUACAGCUUGGAUGGAAGAGGCAGUUGGCGUGUGGCACGGCUUGGAACAGGAGUCUCCAGGGGUUGUGUGGAGCGAAGCAGCCUGGGGUGAGCAGCUGGCGGGCACCACCCGUGGAGGAGCUGAUUUCUGGUGGGUCGCAGCAGCUGCAGUGUUAGAGGAAGCCUGGAGCAGGGAGCAGCACCCAGCACCCCUUUGUGUGAGCCAGGAGGACAAACAGCGAGCCCCGCGUGGUGCCCCAGAGCCGUGGGGGCAGCUGCUGGACAUCUCCCAGCUCCGGCCAGAACAAAAUUCAGCUCCAACAGGUCCUUCACCAGGUUGGGACUGUCCAGGCAUUGAGGCUUUGCGCUGGCUCCUCUUCCCCCCCCAGGAAGCUUGAAUUUAGCUGCAGCUCCCACCCCGUCCUUCUGCUGCCACUUCAAGAUUUAGACCGCGUCCCCCUGCAGAGACGUGACGAGACCCUGAGCCUCCGAAGCAGGAUGCUGCUAUUAAACCAAUUCCUUUGGCCUUCUCUGGA